GUCUUUGUGCCUCUCUGGAGGUACAAGAAAUAUUUUAUAAGUGAAACAGUAUUAAUUUUCGUUAUUUUCAAUGUAAAAGUAACUUUUCUUCAUUUUAAAUUUAAAUUAAAAGUUUUCCGAUGGUUUAAUGAAGCGGUACAAAUAAAAAAUCGGAAAAUUUUCGAAAGAAAUCAUGCAGUGCUGACAACAUUUCACUAACAUAAACGAUACGCAGCCACAAUGGCGUCCCCUACUUUUCAAGCGACCGCAGCGUCUUUUCUUGUGCAUAGAAAAACCCUGAAAAAGGCGUGAAAAAGAUUUCAAAAUCUUUGAAAAAUGUCUCGAGGAAGCCUUGAACUACGCAAGAAGCAUUCCAAGCGGGAGCAGAUGUCGCCCUCUACCCCGCGCCCAACUUCGAGUACGCGGAGCGAUACAGAAUCAACUUCCGGCAUCUUCUCAGACGCCGAUGAAUGCCAAAAUAGUGUAGUGAGCUAUAAGAGUGAUGAAAAUGCAAAAAAGUUUUACCGAGACUUGGAGGAGAAGCACAACUCACCACUUCCGGAAUAUAUGAAGAAUCUCCUAUUUCUCAAUGGCUUCACCUCUAUGGAUACAUUUUCGACAAUCACAGAUGAAGAUAUGACGGCAAUGGAGAGGAUGUGUAAGCAAGAGAUGCAUAAUUAUUGCCCACACACACCGGAUUUCUUCUCGUUUUUCUUCCAAUGCAUUGAGCACUUCAAAAUUCCCCUGGGACAUCGGAAACAACUUAUGGGAUUUAUUGAGAAAAUCAAUGAACAAAAGAUGGAGGAAAAGUUCGGGAAGAGGAAAUUGAUUGUUGAUGUUGUAACACCGAUGGAGCCAACAAUUGUGAAUGUAAAAGAAAUUCCAAUGGAUGAUCCACUCUUUCACAGCCAAAACUCAUCUGAUGGGGAUUUUCCGGAAGGAGAUGAAUAUCCGGAAAUGUCAGCGAGAGUACGCCGGCAAAUUGAGAGAAGUCUCUGCGACAGUAGUUACCUCUGCCAGGACCUCGAGAUUUCUGUUAAAUUGAACAAUACAGAUAUCGAGGGCUCCGUUCAGUGUCCUAUUUGUUCCUGUGGAAUCAAACUUACGAGGGAUAAUAGACGAAAGGAUAAAAAUGGCAUUGCACACCUUUCCGCCUCAAACUUCAUCAGGCACGUCAAGAAGCACAACGAAGAUGAGGAGCCGAGUGCCAAAAAGAAGAAGACCAAAUCCAAUCGCCCGUCAUCUGUGGGCAUCAAAAGUGAGGAUGAGAAUGAAUAGCCGCAGUGGUGAGCCUUAUAUUUAGAGUCUUUUAAGUUUUAUUUAAAUUAUAUAGGUAAAUUCUGUUAGCUGUUUUUGAAUUAAUGGUGCACCUACUAAUUUGUUUUUAUUAAUUUCUUAAGUAUUUAACAGAAAGGCAGAACGUUCCCAAGAUUACAAUUUUUGUUUAUCGAAGCCUUGAGGUUGCUCAUGGCGUGCAUAUUCUUUCUCUUAUUAAUUUUAUCUUCCGACGACGGAAGUAUUAUUGGCGCGUACCUUGAAAGAUACAGGAAUAAUACUUAUCCUAAGUAAUUUUUUCCUUUUAUGAUUUUAUGUGAAAAUUUUAUUUAUUAUAAAGCCUUUUUUUAGGCGCGUACCUUGAAAGAUACAGGAAUAAUACUUAUUCCAAAAAUUGGUUUGUCCAAUAUUUAUUCGGAUUUCUAACCGAACAUAAUUACAUUAAAUUCAGUCCAAUUGAAUUUAAUAUAAAUAUGUUAAGUUAGAAAUCUGAAUCAAUAUUGGACAAACCAUUAAAUUGAUACUUUUAAGAUUAUAUGUGUUAACCCAAUGUGUUUUUAAAGUAUUUUAUAAAAACGGUUAUACUUUGACUUUCUUAUGUAUAGUCCGUUUUCAUAACGUUUGUUAUGAUUAUGUCGAAUAAAUUGAUGAAUCGUAAUUUCGAGUAUAGAAAUGUUUAUCAAUUUAUUCUUAAUUUUGUAGCAAAACACACUGAUGUUGAUUGCUAUGAUGGUUCUGAAGAAUGGUUAUUCUUCUUAUUUUAUGUGAAGCUUCUUGUCAGUCUUAAGAGGUCUAAUUGCUUCUUAUCGAGCCCUUUUAUAGGCGCGUACCUUGAAAGAUACAGGAAUAAUACUGACUCAAAAGUUAAGAAACGCCACUUCUUCCUUAAUAGGACUAUUUCUAACUCAUUAUAAGCGCGUACCUUGAAAGAUACAGGAAUAAUACUUGUUACUUUUAGUGUUUAUUCAUGAAUCAAUUUCAAUAAUUAUAUUACAGGCGCGUACCUUGAAAGAUACAGGAAUAACACUUAUAAUUUUUUAUCUAUUCUAAUACUAAUAAAUUACUAAAGUAUCAUUGGCGCGUACCUUGAAAGAUACAGGAAUAACACUUAUUAUUCUUAUCUUAAGCAAAAUAUUUGGUUAAAUUCGAAGUAGUGGGUGCACCAGAAAUUUGAGAACAGUUUGGUUUUCAUUAAAAUUUAGAAUUAGUAAUAAUUUAAAGAUAAAUUUUGUAUAAAAUGUACUUUUUUAUUGUAUAAGAAAAAUCAGACUGUUAGAAUUAUAAAAUUAUAUUAAGAAUCGUUUAAAUAAAAAUUUUACAAAGAAAU
This is a messenger RNA of Lutzomyia longipalpis, 2581 nucleotides long. RefSeq lists its product as uncharacterized. Lineage: Eukaryota; Metazoa; Arthropoda; Insecta; Diptera; Psychodidae. The coding region runs from base 316 to 1257 and encodes 313 amino acids. The record is from RefSeq and is a predicted model, not a curated record. The transcript is spliced from 4 exons.